Messenger RNA from Pichia membranifaciens NRRL Y-2026, 6652 nucleotides. RefSeq lists its product as hypothetical. Gene Ontology annotation, biological process: chromatin organization. The transcript has 2 exons. The record is from RefSeq and is a predicted model, not a curated record. Gene Ontology annotation, molecular function: nucleosome binding. Lineage: Eukaryota; Fungi; Ascomycota; Pichiomycetes; Pichiales; Pichiaceae. Gene Ontology annotation, cellular component: HIR complex; nucleus. The coding region runs from base 44 to 6619 and encodes 2191 amino acids.
CUUUUGUUCACCAAAAUUGUUCUUGAGUGCCUCAGCACUAGCUAUGUCAAGUUUCACCGCACUCAAUUUGAGUGAUGAUGAACUAGAUAUUGAGGAACAUACAAGGGAGCUACAGAUUGAAGUUGCCCUAAAUACUCUUAACAAGGCAUUGGAGUUUCAGAAGAAUGGCCUCUUCGACAAGGCACACCAAAAAUAUGAUGAACUAGGACGAAUCGAGAUUCUACAACAACCUAACAUCUCAAACAAUCCAACCAUAAACAGGCUCAAGUAUUUGUACUGCCGUAAUAGAGGCAUGCUCAGAUUGCGCGAGUUGAUUGAUCAACAUAAGUCCAAACAAAAGAGAACAAAACACUCACAAUUGAAAGAUUCGAACAGCUCCACUGCUGCAAAAGUUGAAAAGUCUGAAGAAAAGAGUGAUCAUCCGUUUAGCCUCGGUGAAAAUAAUCUUGGUACAAUCGAGGUUGUGAGUUCAGACAAAGGGACAGAUUAUGACGAUGACGAGCUAGAAAUUAGUAUAUAUGGAGAAAUGAUAGGUUCUAUGAAUGAUCUUUUAAAUGCCACAGUCUUUGGUAUCCCAGACGUUAAAAUCAUAAAGAUACUAUCAUCGCUAUUCAAUCAUUUUGGACAUCCAAGAUUGGCUCGAUUAUGUUAUGAAAUGAAGCUGAAUAUAUCUGAAGAUUAUAAAUCAAAUGACGAUCUGAAAAUAGAUCUGAACAAACCUGAGGAACUGUUGUUCAAUCAAGUCAAUUUGCUUGAAAACUUUCUACAACUCUUGAAUGAUAUUUCAGAUAGCACUUCUUCACUUUAUAAAAGAGUCGAAAGUUGUUUGCACAGCAAAAAAUUCUGGACUCAGAAUAAAUUAGAUGCUGAACAUAAAAAAUACAACUGGAAUGAUAUAUUCACAAUAGAACAGUGGAAUAGAGAACGGUUACGUGAAACUGAUAUAUUAGUAUUGGAUAUUAGCGUUGUGGAUGGUGUAGUUGACCUUAGCUCACUUUUUGAAGAGAUUAUUAACUGUGUACCCAAACCAAAGGGAAAAAGUAAAUUGCAUGAUGGUUAUUACCUAACCAAGUCCAUUUUUGGCAAAGUUGAAUUUGAAUUUGAUAUCGAUGUAUCUCACUCAGAUACACCAUCAUCCCCAACUGAAAUUCAUGAUAAAAGUAUACCAGCAGCUGAUAAUCCAGAAAAUAAUUUUGACGUGGAAAUUACGGAAGAAAAAGAGAAAAUAGAUACAAAGGAUACAGUAGAACUAAAAGCCAAAGAUGUGAUUGCAUCACGAGCUACUAGGAGUACUAGAACAAAGUCUGAUACUGAUUCUGCCAAUGACCAUGCUAAAACAAGACUUAAAGAUUACGACAUUUUUAUUUCUCAAACUUUACCAUCAUUUCUCAGACUUUGCGAUAUUAACAUAGAAUUUCAGCCUUUGUCAAAGUUGGUUAAUGGUGAUUAUUCAGAAACAACAGAGGAAGACAAGAUUGUCUCCCAAUUUUACUCAUGUGUGGCGUCCUGGGAAGAUGAAUACACACAAUGCCUAAACGUAACUGAUGAAAAGAGAAAUAAGUUGCAAGCGAAAUCAGUGUUGACUCCAGCCUCAGAAAGUGAGUCAAUCAGAGAAAUUGUGAACCUCAAGUCGGCAAAAGUUAUAAAUCCUCAUUUAUUCAAAAGGAAAAACAUGAAUAGGUUUUUUCAAUACUUACAAGAAUUGUCAAAGAGAAACCUUCAUUUUAACCAGGUCAGAACAGCUGUUGUAAAGUUUAUGUUCAAUUGCGAUUUAGAGUCUGGUGCAUCUAUUUUAUGUGUGGAACCAAUGAACAAAAAAACACUCCGCAAUUUCAAAAGUAUUGUUGAUUGUGUAAGUAUGUCUUUCUAUAAUGAGUUUGAGCAUUUCACUCUAUACGAACUAAACCAGAGUUCGAAGAAAGAAAACUUAAUUUCUGCUUUUAAUAAUUCGGAAUCUGUUUUCGAGGUUUUAGUUGAUUCAUACGUUGAGUUUGUUCAGGACCAAAAGCUGAAAAGAGCUUCAACGUAUAAAAACACUUUAACAAAUAUCCAAAAUUUCGAGAAUACAAUUGUCAAACGCAUAGAAAAAUGGAAAUGCAUUAUUGAAGACGCAUUCGCAAUUAUGGACUAUCACGACCUUCCUGAGCUAGCUCAUAUAUGGUCUAGGUUUGUCUGGUUCAAGUUAUAUUAUCUACAGAGUCACUCUCAAGUUUUGAAUCCUCAAGAGUUAACAGAUGUUUUAUCCGAGCUAUCAGAUGUAGUAAAAGAAAAACAGAUUUAUUUGCCAUUUGUCAAUUAUGAGCUAAUUCCUGUGUUGAACUACGAAAAUAUCCAGACACAAUCUUCUAAGUUGAAGAUUCUUGAAAUUUUUGACAAGAAUGAAAAAUCCAGUAAGAUUUUAGAGUCAGUUUUAUUAAAGAUACCACUAAACUAUAGCCAUAAUGGCAAUGAAAUACAAAAGAUUCAAACUCAGUUUGAGAAUUUUAUUGAAAGCUCAAAUCUACCGUUGAAGCUUCGUCUUUGGUCUCUUUUACUAAGGUAUUAUAGAUUGAACAAUGACAUUUUCAAAUACAAAAACGCAUUUGAACAUAUCGUUGAUAUCAUGGCAAGUCAACUCAGAACAGAAAAUUUAAACAAAUUAGCCGUUCAUCAAGCUAAGAUACUGAUUUUCAACGUUAUUGGAUUUUUCUCGCAUUUUUCUCAUAAAUUCAUCACUUUCUGCAAUACUACCCACUUCGAAUGCUUUAACAAUGUUGAUCGAGAAAGUUCCCUCAAAAUGGUGAGCUCAGUCUCGCACUUUUUGUACAUGCUAUAUUCCUUUUUAACUUAUCAGAAUGCUGUGCAAAUUGACUCCAGGCCUAGCCUUUCAGUGCGAUCCAGUAGAGCUUUCGAAAUUCUCAAUAAUGGUGUCUCAAGCUGCUUUUUCCUUUUAGCGUUCUAUUAUCCAACUGCAUUGAGCAACCCCAAACCAGAGUUCAUAGGGGACUUUUUGAGCAUAUGCCAUAUAGAGCUAGGAUUAUUACAUAUGUGUUCUGCUGUUGAUGGUGCAUUCUUGAAGUAUCUACAAUACAAGUUAACAGCUCUGAAUUUUGACAUUUCUGCCAAUGAUGUGUUUCAAAUCAUUCAUUGCAGAUUUGGUCUCUCAGUAUCAUUAGAUGGAUUUGAAACAUUUGAUCAUAAAUGUAAGCCUAAGAAAAUGACCAUUGAAGAUACUAUACAGUUGUCGAAAUUUGUCUCAACGUAUUGCUUCAAGGGAAAACAUCCAGUAUUAUCACCUCCCAGAAACGAUAUUAAGAGUAUUAUCGACAAAAUUGUUGACGUUGUUGGAGACCCUGACCUCGCUAACCCAACCGUGGCAAAAAACAGAAGCAUUUUGGACUCGUAUCUCCGUAAAACUAACAUUAAUCUACAGUUUGUUAUCAAUAGCUUUCAAGGGAAAUCGGACUUAAAUUUUGAGAAACCAGAUGUACCUGGAAUAGAGGUAUCUGAAAAUGGGCUUUACUACAUUGAAGGUCUUAUCGGGUUACAUUUUUUCAAAGUACGCAGAAGAACAAUGCAAAGUCGAGCAGCAGAGUUAGAUUAUGUAUUGAAGAUGCUUGAAAAUGACAUUCUUUGUGGCUGCAAUAGGUUUGAAACUUGGGUCGCUUUAGGACAAACCUAUUCAUUUUUGGUGGAAGAUGAUUUGAUAUGGACUGCUGAUAAACUAAACUCUGUGGAAAGAAAACAGUUGACUUCAUUGACUCAGAAAAAGGCUUUACUGUGUUAUUUCAUGGCCAUCUGUGUUCACAUUGGUGCGUCGGAAGAAGAAAAAGCAAGACACAAGCUUGUGGUUCCUAUUUUAUGGGAAGCUUUUGCUAAAGAACUUUAUGGUACGUGGAUGGAACCUAUGAACAAAAAAGCAUUCCAUAUUUAUGUAGAUGAUGAUCAACAUGACUCCAGAGUGGUUUCAAAUGAUUCAUUAUCCAAUAAGAUGGCAAAUUUGAAGCCUCAAACUAAUGAUAUACCAAAUAAUGCAGUAUUUAAGUUACUAGAGCUGGCAUUCAAAUCAGCUGUUACUGAAGAUGAAACAAAUUGGUAUGACGUUAUGUACUUGGCAAAAUCCCAGUGUAAACUGAAUUAUCAAAACAUUGAACCUAAGAUUAUUAUAGAAAAUUUUCUUAAAUCAUGUGAUUUAGCAAUGAGGCAAAGCUCAAAGGACGACCCCAUCAUUGAGCCACACUAUUAUCUUUUUUCUGUGAUUUCAAAAUACUAUCGGUCGUCCAAAAUUUCAAUAGAUGAAGCAAUUGGCUACAUAAACCAAGACCCUCUUUUUGCUGCAAUAUUCCCUUCAGAUUCUUCGCAAGAGACUUUCAAGUCUUUGACUUUAAAAGUUUUGAGCAAAAUAAUCUCCUACGAUAGAAAAAACUGGCAACAUCGGCCCGUAUAUAGAUUGGCACGUUCUUUUUAUGACAUGGAUCAUGAUAUAGAUAGUGCAAAAAAAGAAUUGCUAUCUUUGAUCAACUUGAAACCUAAUAUUAGAUCGUUAAGUACAAUUUGGAAGCCGACAAGUGAAAGGCCGGGAAAACAUUUCAUUUACAACUCAAUCUACACCCAAUUUCUGGUUCAACUUUUAUACGAGAAGGGUGACAUUUACUCAUUGACAAUUUUACUCAAAAAAAUGAGGAGGGCGGGUUCCAUAAUGGUCAACUUGACCAAAACAUUUGAUAACAUGAUGUUAAGAAUAUGUAUUUUGAUAAAGAAGAGUCUCAACUUACUGCCAGGAUUUUUAGAUGACUCAAUUUCCAAGCUAAAAUUUUCAGAUUUUACAAAAUAUUCUGCACUGUUCAUCGAGUAUUUGGAAACUAUAACCAUGGGCCAAUUUGAUGAUGAUACCUCGCUUCAUUUAUUCUUUCUAUCAGAAACGCAGGCAUUUAGGAAAUUAGCAACAGGUUUCGGAGCAACAGGCUUGAUUGAUGAAUGUUACCAUAGUAUCUAUAUCAAACUCUUCAUGCCAUUCUUAUUUGAAAAACUAAUCGCAGAGAAAAAUGGUGGGGUUUUGGAUAAAAAUCUACUCAAUACCGCCAAAGGUUUUGCUGUUGAAAGGCUAGCACGCUCAAAACAAUCAACCCCAGACUUAACUGUCCGAUUCAACCGAACGGCCUCUGAUUUGGAAAGCCUGGACCUGAAAUCAGCUUCAUUAGUGACAAAUACCGAUGAAUCCAGUAUAAAAGCCCCCCAUCCAAUUGGUCUUGAUGAGCAACUCCGUGAAGUGAAAAACAGUUUAGAAGAACCAGUUGAAUGUAGAAUUGAAGAUGGGCUUACGCCACUAUCUGCAUCUGAUUUAUCAAUGAAGGAAAGAUACUCUAUUAUAAACUACUUGUCAUUUGGAAAAUCAUCAAUUACCGGAACGCCAAGUAAAGAGAAGGUUAAAGUAGCCCGUCGUGAUGUUUCGCCCUUUGCAAUGAAAGUGGUAAAUGUCACACAAGCUCUAGUAAGUUCUAUGAAAGAAAAUAGCAAUGAUGGCGAAACCAUAGACUAUAAAAUUUAUGGACCUUUAGAUAAUACUGAAUUUGAAAAAGCUAUUGUUGGUGUUAUGGUUAAAGAGACAAAGGAGAACAAAGAAGAGAGAGAGUUUGAUGAGCUCAUAUCUGCACAUGAUCGAUCAUUCACCGAAGAUGAGCUUAUCGAUUUCAAUCAGAUCCUUGAAAACUUUCAAAUCCAAAAAUUAUCCAACUCACAGACAAAAAUUGAAAGUGAAAACAUUCAGAAAGCUGAAGUGGAAACACAAAAGGCCAAAGAAGCUGAAAUUGAACUCCAACGGCUACGUGCUGAGCUGAACCGGGAUAUUAAUCUGUCAGAGACUAGUGCAGAUGCCAGCCGAAACGCUACACCAGUUCCAGUAGCACUAGGAGUUUUGAAGCAAGACAUCCACAGUUGUGAAAGCUAUAGUUCGUCAGUAGAGUAUAAUCCUUUUGCAUCCCCACUGAAGAACACUGAGGAAAGCACUAAAGAUAUAAUCGAGGACAGUUUACGUGAAAAUAGACAUGUUGUGGAACAUGAGAAGUUAGCAGCAGUUAAGAACUUAACUCAAAGCAUUAGCGCUGUUCAUAGUGAAAGUCCAGCCAAUGAGGAAACACGUCUAACGAACGUCCUAAAAACAGAGCCGCAGUUGCAAAGUGGUGAUAAAACUUCUGAAAAAACGCCAGUGAGGACUACACAAUCAGUCAUAACCAGUUUUUUCAGAAUUUCUCCUAAUAAGAGAUUACUGUCACCAUCAGAUGCUAGCGAUGAAAAUGAAGUCAAAAGGAGGAGAGCAAAAGAGGCUACUCCGGAUCAGCAGCUCGGGGGUGAAAGACCUGAAACACCUGAUCCAGCUGUACAACCAAGUUUUAUUCACUCCCUAGAGAGUGAUAGCGGUUUGGAGCAGACAAAAAGAACCGAGCCUACUAUCUCACCCUCCAAACGCCAUUCAAGACGUGAUCCUGCCCGUUCAGCUUUGAUUGAGCUAGGAAAAAGUGGAGAUGCUAGGGAACAAGUAGACAUAAAGCUACGGAAAGAGCACGCUCUGCUGGAGCAAGCAGAAUCUCUCACUUCAUCCUCCGCUUCUGAUAGCGAACAGAGUGUUAUAGUUAUCGAUUAGUACACCAGUUUCAUAUUUCUUAACGUUUUUAUA